Messenger RNA from Folsomia candida, 1567 nucleotides. RefSeq names its product malate dehydrogenase, cytoplasmic (gene Mdh1). The record is from RefSeq and is a predicted model, not a curated record. Gene Ontology annotation, biological process: malate metabolic process; oxaloacetate metabolic process; tricarboxylic acid cycle. The transcript is spliced from 12 exons. Bases 225 to 1232 code for a protein of 335 amino acids. Gene Ontology annotation, molecular function: L-malate dehydrogenase (NAD+) activity. Gene Ontology annotation, cellular component: mitochondrion; cytosol. NCBI's taxonomy places the organism in Eukaryota, Metazoa, Arthropoda, Collembola, Entomobryomorpha, Isotomidae.
CUGGGCAUUGCGCUCAUGUGAUUGUCACGACCCAGGCUCGUUCCCCAGUCGUUAGUUAAAACACACCGCAACUGCACCACACCACAAUUCGCUGCUUAAUUGCCGAUAAAUAAUUUUCCGGGUAACCAGCAACUAAGGAUAAGUGGCCUUUUUCUCGUCAACAUAUCAUACGACACGUACUUUCUGGAACAAAACACGCCUAAGGGAGCCAAAGAUUACUAAACAUGUCUCAACAAAAAGAACCCAUCCGUGUCUUGAUCACCGGUGCCGCUGGGCAGAUUGCAUACUCACUUUUGUACCAAAUCGGCAAGGGUGAUGUGUUCGGACAAGAUCAGCCUCUCUAUCUUCACCUCUUGGACAUUCCAGCUAUGAUGGGGGUGCUGGAAGGCGUGGUAAUGGAAAUGAUGGACUGUGCCAUGCCGCUGGUGUGUGGCGUCGUUCCGACUGCUGAUCCCGUUGAAGGUUUUCGUGACGUGGACGCCGCGUUUUUGGUAGGAGCUAUGCCACGCAAGGAAGGAAUGGAAAGGAAAGACUUGCUCGCUGCAAAUGUUAAAAUAUUCAAAGUUCAGGGACAAGCUUUGGAUAAAUAUGCCAAGAAAACGGUGAAGGUGCUGGUGGUUGGGAAUCCAGCAAAUACAAAUGCUCUGGUUUGCUCGAAAUAUGCUCCUACUAUUCCACCAGAGAAUUUUUCUGCAAUGACACGCCUUGAUCAGAACAGAGCACAGGCUCAGAUUGCUGCGAGGUUGGGCGUGGGAGUUGAUGCAGUUAAAAAUAUUUUCAUCUGGGGUAAUCACAGCUCUACACAGUAUCCAGAUGCUCGUCACGGUGUGGUCAAGAAAGGAAACGACGACAUCAAAAUGAUCGAUGCUCUUCCAGAUCAAGCUUGGCUUCAGGAUCAAUUUGUCACGACUGUGCAAAAACGAGGUGCUGCCGUUAUUGCAGCUCGGAAAAUGUCUUCCGCAAUGUCUGCUGCAAAGGCCGCUUGCGACCAUAUGCGAGAUUGGUGGUUGGGAACACCCGAUGGGUCAUACGUCUCAAUGGGCGUUUUGUCUGACGGUUCAUACAAUACUCCACCUGGUGUCAUCUUCUCUUUCCCAGUGGGUAUCAAGGACAAGAAAUGGACAAUUCUCCAAGGACUUUCGCUUGAUGACUUCAGCAAGGGCAAACUUGAGCAAACUGGCCAAGAAUUGAUUGAAGAACGCGAAGAAGCAUUUUCCGUUUGCGCUGAUUGACUAGAUGAAAGCAACGCUACAACAACUGGGCCUUCUAGACUAUAGACAAGGGAAAACGAAUGGCCUAAAUCAUUUCCGUAGCCUACACAAUCUCACAGGAAUAAAAUUUCUGUGUCAUUAUAUAAUCAUUCUGAUCAAAUUAGAUGCCAUUAAUUCUUGCUUUAAUUUCGAGUUUUACUGUUUGGUUCGAGUUUAUUCCAUAUUCUUGUCAAAUGUGUCGCCAUAAAUAAUCUUGGGAACAUGAACAUAUUUUUGCUUUGUAGUUAUUUUCAACACUCUACAAUCCUUGAGUGAGAUUAGUUUCAAAAGAAAUAAAAAUACACCAUGAGCUCAUA